Mesitornis unicolor (brown roatelo) is the source of this 1523-nucleotide messenger RNA. It is a transcript of the gene AR, whose product is annotated as androgen receptor. Gene Ontology annotation, molecular function: zinc ion binding; DNA-binding transcription factor activity; sequence-specific DNA binding. Gene Ontology annotation, biological process: male gonad development; regulation of DNA-templated transcription. The record is from RefSeq and is a predicted model, not a curated record. The transcript has 7 exons. The annotation marks the transcript as partial. NCBI's taxonomy places the organism in Eukaryota, Metazoa, Chordata, Aves, Mesitornithiformes, Mesitornithidae.
GCUGGAGACUGGUCGUGAACAGAUCUUGCCCAUUGACUAUUACUUUCCACCUCAGAAAGCUUGCCUGAUCUGUGGAGAUGAAGCGUCUGGGUGCCACUACGGAGCUCUCACAUGUGGUAGCUGCAAAGUCUUCUUCAAACGCGCAGCUGAAGGUAAACAGAAAUACCUCUGCGCCAGCCGGAACGACUGCACCAUCGACAAGUUCAGAAGGAAAAACUGCCCGUCCUGCCGCCUGCGGAAGUGCUACGAGGCUGGGAUGACUUUGGGAGCCCGCAAGCUGAAGAAGCUGGGUAACCUGAAGACACAAGAUGACGUGGAGGCAGCCAGCUCAUCCAGCCCCACUGAAGAGCAAGCUCCCAAGAUGGUAAUGACGCGCAUUGAUGGGUAUGAGUGCCAGCCCAUCUUCCUCAACGUCCUGGAGGCCAUCGAGCCUGGCGUGGUGUGUGCCGGCCACGACAACAGCCAGCCGGACUCCUUCUCCAACCUGCUGACCAGCCUGAAUGAGCUCGGGGAGAGGCAGCUGAUCUACGUGGUCAAAUGGGCAAAGGCCUUGCCAGGAUUUCGCAACCUGCAUGUGGAUGACCAGAUGUCAAUAAUCCAGUACUCCUGGAUGGGCCUUAUGGUUUUUGCUAUGGGCUGGAGAUCUUUCACCAAUGUCAACUCCAGGAUGCUCUAUUUCGCUCCAGAUUUGGUCUUCAAUGAGUACCGGAUGCACAAAUCCAGGAUGUACAGCCAAUGUGUCAGGAUGCGGCACCUCUCUCAGGAGUUUGGGUGGCUUCAGAUCACACCCCAGGAGUUUCUCUGUAUGAAGGCUCUACUGUUCUUCAGUAUUAUUCCAGUGGACGGCCUGAAGAACCAGAAGCUCUUUGAUGAACUUCGAAUGAAUUACAUCAAGGAACUUGACCGUAUCAUCGCUUGCAAGAGGAAGAACCCUACCUCCUGCUCUAGGCGAUUUUACCAGCUCACCAAGGUCCUGGACUCCGUGCAUCCUAUUGCCAAGGAUCUGCAUCAGUUUACAUUUGACCUUUUGAUUAAGGCACACAUGGUGAGCGUGGACUACCCCGAAAUGAUGGCCGAGAUCAUCUCUGUGCAGGUUCCCAAGAUCCUGUCUGGAAAAGUCAAGCCCAUCUACUUCCACGCACAGUGACCUUCCCGAGGGACCUCCUGGCUCUGCUGCCCCCGUUUCAGCCAUCUCCUGCCUGUUAUUUCUGCACUACUGCACUGCAGUGCCUUGGGGAAUCCCUUCUACGGAGGUGGUGUGCCAAGACAAGGGACAGUGACAAGCAAUGACCUGCUGGGAUUCCUGAGAUUUCUAUUUUUCUUGAGGUUCCUCUGAACCAAACUGCCUGUCGUGGCUUUGUGGUGCAGGGACAGGGGACUGUGGCGCGGUGGCAGUGGCGCUGUGUCUGCACUCUCUCGUUUCUUGUUUUUCACAGUGACUUUUAGUGGCCCAGGACCACAGGAGAUCGGGGAGAAAUGCCAGCAGUUGCUGGGUUUGGCUUUUAUUUUUUUAAAACAGAACA